UUCAUUAACGUGGCUUUCCUCAACCGCUACGUCGGGAAAACGAAGCGUAAUAGAAUAGCGCACGAACUCCGAUUUGAGAACUCUGUUUGGUAACUGAGCAAAUCUUUAGCUGUCGAUAAUUUCUUAGCAAAAUCACUCGAGUAUGGGACGCUCUAGGGCAGUUCCGCGUUUUGCUGAAGAAGACGCUAACCAGAGAUCGAAAAGAAAAAAGACAGUUUCAAGUUUAGAGAGUGCACAAAUUACACCAACAAAUGCAGUAUGUCAGGAAAUAAGCGAGGAGAAAGCGGCACUCUACCAUUGUAAUUACUGCAAAAAAAACAUUUCUGGAAAGAUUCGAAUUAAGUGUGCAGUGUGUCCUGAUUUUGACCUUUGCGUUGAGUGUUUUUCUGUUGGAGCUGAAGUUACUCCUCAUAAAAGUAGUCACUCUUACAAGGUUAUGGACAAUUUAUCGUUUCCACUCAUUUGUCCUGACUGGAAUGCAGAUGAAGAGAUAUUACUUCUCGAGGGCAUUGAAAUGUAUGGAUUUGGAAAUUGGAAUGAAGUUGCAGAACAUGUUGGAACCAAGAGCAAGUCACGGUGUAUAGAUCACUAUAAUGCCAUUUAUGUGAAUUCUCCGUGCUUCCCUCUCCCAGACAUGUCCCAUGUUGUUGGAAAGAGCAGAGAUGAGCUCUUAGCAAUGGCCAAAGGAUACAGUGAAAUCAAAAAAGAGUUUCCUGCAGUUGGGGAUCUUACAAUAAAAGAAGAGUCUGCAUUGUCUGCAAGAGUCAAAAGUGAAUCACAUGAAAAACAAAAUAUAGCUUGCCAAUCCUUAUCUGGAAUAAAGACAGAAUUUGGCUCUUGUAUGAGUUCAAGCAGUGGUAACAAUGUCUCAGAUUCGGUCAAGAAGGCUUCCAAUAAGGUCCAGAUCAAUGAUAGCAAAAAAGUGGAAGAAUCUCAGGUAGACAGGAGCAUUGGAGAGAAAAAACUUAGGAUUUCCGAAGACAAACAGCCUUCCCUGGCAGAGUUGAGCGGUUAUAAUUUCAAGAGACAGGAAUUUGAACUAGAAUAUGAUAAUGAUGCUGAACAAUUAUUGGCAGAUAUGGAAUUCAAAGACACUGAUACUGCUGCUGAACAUGACCUGAAAUUGCGAGUGCUGCAUAUCUACUUCAAAAGGCUUGGUGAGAGAAAACGCAGGAAAGAUUUCAUAGUGGAAAGGAAUUUACUUUACCCAGACCCAUUUGAGGUUAACCUUUCACCUGAAGAGAGGGAAAUAUAUCAUCGUUACAAAGUUUUUAUGAGGUUUCUUUCAAAAGAGGAGCAUGAAGAGUUGAUGAAGAGCGUAAUUGAGGAAUACCGAAUUGUGAAAAGAAUACACGAUCUUCAGGAAGCUCGAGCUGCUGGGUGUAGAACAAGUGGCGAGUUGAAUAAAUUUUUUGAGGACAAACAAAAGAAGGAAGCUGAUGAAAAUGCCCAAAGAGUGAAGGAAAGUUUAUUGGCAGGUCCAAGUGCUAAAGUUUUGCAGAGGCAUACUAGUCUUAAAGAAGUUGACGGGAGCCUUCAUGAAGUUGUUAGGGGAUCCACUGUUUUGCAUACUAGUGGCAAGGACUCAUCUUCAACUUUUACAAAUCAAAUCUCUUGCUCCUUAGAUCGUUGGGAUAUAUCAGGAUUUCUAGGGACUGAGUUGCUCUCUGAAUCAGAGAAACAACUUUGUUGUGAGAUGAGAAUACUACCGACACAUUAUCUCAAUAUGCUUCAGAUAAUGUCAGUUGGGAUUAUGAAAGGGACUGUUACCAAGAAGUCUGAUGCCCAUAGCCUAUUCAAGGUGGAUACAGACAAAGUUGAUAAAGUUUAUGAUAUGCUGGUGAAGAAGGGAAUGGCUCCAGCAUGAUAAGGAAAAAGGCGGCUACAGACUAGCAGGCAUAGGAAAUCCAUUUAUUUAGCUACGAAAAACAUGAAUUUUGCCGAAUAUCUAUAUUAUUUUUGGAGUUUGAGGACAGUACAAGACGGCAGAAAAUCCUCAUUUCAUUUUCAACUAUUUAAAUCAUGAAGUCUUUUUCGCA
This is a messenger RNA of Mercurialis annua (annual mercury), 2039 nucleotides long. RefSeq names its product transcriptional adapter ADA2-like. The coding region runs from base 143 to 1867 and encodes 574 amino acids. The transcript has 14 exons. NCBI's taxonomy places the organism in Eukaryota, Viridiplantae, Streptophyta, Magnoliopsida, Malpighiales, Euphorbiaceae. The record is from RefSeq and is a predicted model, not a curated record. Gene Ontology annotation, molecular function: protein binding; transcription coactivator activity; zinc ion binding. Gene Ontology annotation, biological process: chromatin remodeling; regulation of transcription by RNA polymerase II. Gene Ontology annotation, cellular component: nucleus.